Odobenus rosmarus divergens (Pacific walrus) is the source of this 6846-nucleotide messenger RNA. RefSeq names its product host cell factor C1 (VP16-accessory protein) (gene HCFC1). Gene Ontology annotation, biological process: chromatin remodeling; regulation of DNA-templated transcription. The transcript is spliced from 27 exons. Gene Ontology annotation, molecular function: protein binding; transcription coactivator activity. Gene Ontology annotation, cellular component: histone methyltransferase complex. Bases 533 to 6646 code for a protein of 2037 amino acids. NCBI's taxonomy places the organism in Eukaryota, Metazoa, Chordata, Mammalia, Carnivora, Odobenidae. The record is from RefSeq and is a predicted model, not a curated record.
AAGAUGGCGGCUCCCACAAUUGUGGUGUGAGCGCCGGCGGGGCUGGGACAACCGCGGUGCUUGUGGCUCCUUUCCACCCGCCCCGGAAGCCGGCCAGUGCAGGGGACUUGGGGGGUGUGGGAACCGGGCCGGGGCUCCGCCAUUUCCGGCGGGGGAGGGCUACGACUGAGGAAGGGAGGAGAGAGAGGCGGCUCAAGAUGGCGGCUCCCAGGGCCUCCCGCCCGAGCUUGUAAGCGGGAGCGCCCGAGCGAGUAGUCAGGGCGGCGGGACUUGGCGGCCUCCAGCUUCUCGGGGCUAGGCGCUCGAAAGUUUCGGGAGGCUCUUGAAGAGACGCGGUGAGCUAGAAGAAGGGGAAGAGCCGAAGGGAAGGAGGGUAGUUAAGAUGGCGGCCUCCAUGGAGCCGUCCACCGCUGUGUGAGGAACCGCUUCUCCGUUGAGAGCUACCUUAGACGAAAGGGGGUGUGUGAGAGAGGAAUUGGGGGGUUCCCUUCCCGCUUGGUGACUUUUUCCCACUGCGGCCUUUCCCGGAACUAUGGCUUCGGCCGUGUCGCCCGCCAACUCGCCAGCGGUUCUCCUGCAGCCCCGCUGGAAGCGAGUGGUGGGCUGGUCGGGUCCAGUGCCCCGGCCCCGCCACGGCCACCGAGCCGUGGCCAUCAAGGAACUCAUCGUGGUGUUUGGCGGCGGGAACGAGGGGAUAGUGGACGAACUGCACGUGUACAACACGGCGACUAACCAGUGGUUCAUCCCAGCCGUGAGAGGGGACAUUCCCCCCGGGUGUGCAGCCUAUGGCUUCGUGUGUGAUGGGACUCGCCUGCUGGUGUUUGGUGGGAUGGUGGAGUAUGGGAAAUACAGCAAUGACCUCUAUGAGCUUCAGGCAAGCCGGUGGGAAUGGAAGAGACUCAAAGCAAAGACGCCCAAAAACGGACCCCCUCCAUGUCCUCGGCUUGGGCACAGCUUCUCCCUUGUGGGCAACAAGUGCUACCUGUUUGGGGGUCUGGCCAACGAUAGUGAGGACCCCAAGAACAACAUUCCGAGGUAUCUGAAUGACUUAUACAUCCUGGAAUUGCGGCCAGGCUCCGGAGUGGUAGCCUGGGACAUCCCCAUCACUUAUGGCGUCCUGCCUCCACCCCGGGAGUCACAUACUGCUGUGGUCUACACUGAGAAAGACAAUAAGAAGUCCAAGCUGGUGAUCUACGGAGGGAUGAGUGGCUGCAGACUGGGGGACCUCUGGACCCUGGACAUUGAGACUCUGACGUGGAAUAAGCCCAGUCUCAGCGGGGUGGCACCUCUUCCUCGAAGUCUUCACUCAGCCACAACCAUAGGAAACAAAAUGUACGUGUUUGGUGGCUGGGUGCCUCUCGUCAUGGAUGACGUCAAAGUGGCCACACACGAGAAGGAGUGGAAGUGUACCAACACACUGGCUUGUCUCAACCUGGAUACCAUGGCCUGGGAGACCAUCCUGAUGGACACGCUGGAGGACAAUAUUCCUCGGGCCCGAGCUGGCCACUGUGCCGUAGCCAUCAAUACCCGCCUAUACAUAUGGAGUGGGCGCGACGGCUACCGAAAGGCCUGGAACAACCAGGUCUGCUGCAAGGACCUCUGGUACCUGGAGACAGAAAAGCCACCGCCCCCGGCCCGGGUACAGCUGGUACGAGCCAACACCAACUCCCUGGAGGUGAGCUGGGGGGCAGUGGCGACAGCCGACAGUUACCUUCUGCAGCUCCAGAAAUAUGACAUUCCUGCCACGGCUGCUACUGCCACCUCCCCCACACCCAAUCCAGUCCCGUCUGUGCCUGCCAACCCUCCCAAGAGCCCUGCCCCAGCAGCAGCCGCACCUGCUGUGCAGCCGCUGACCCAAGUAGGCAUCACGCUCCUGCCCCAGGCUGCCACCGCACCCCCGACCACCACCACCAUCCAGGUCUUGCCGACAGUGCCUGGCAGCUCGAUUUCCGUGCCCACUGCAGCCAGGACUCAAGGUGUUCCCGCUGUUCUCAAAGUCACCGGUCCUCAGGCAACUACAGGAACCCCAUUGGUCACCAUGAGACCUGCCAGCCAGGCUGGGAAAGCCCCCGUCACCGUGACCUCCCUUCCUGCAGGCGUGCGAAUGGUUGUGCCAACGCAGAGUGCCCAGGGGACGGUGAUUGGCAGCAGCCCACAGAUGAGCGGCAUGGCCGCACUGGCGGCCGCGGCGGCCGCCACACAGAAGAUCCCUCCUUCCUCGGCGCCCACGGUGCUGAGUGUCCCAGCAGGCACCACCAUCGUCAAAACCGUGGCCGUGACGCCUGGCACCACCACCCUCCCGGCUACCGUAAAGGUGGCCUCCUCGCCGGUCAUGGUGAGCAACCCAGCCACUCGAAUGCUGAAGACUGCAGCUGCCCAGGUGGGGACAUCAGUCUCCUCUGCUGCCAACACAUCCACCCGCCCCAUCAUCACAGUCCACAAGUCAGGGACUGUGACAGUGGCCCAGCAAGCCCAGGUGGUGACCACAGUGGUGGGUGGAGUCACCAAGACCAUCACCCUGGUGAAGAGCCCCAUCUCUGUCCCAGGAGGCAGUGCUCUGAUUUCCAACCUGGGCAAAGUGAUGUCAGUGGUUCAGACCAAACCGGUUCAGACUUCGGCAGUCACGGGCCAGGCAUCUACAGGCCCAGUGACUCAGAUCAUCCAGACCAAAGGGCCCCUGCCGGCCGGGACCAUCCUGAAGCUAGUGACCUCCGCAGAUGGCAAGCCCACCACCAUCAUCACUACCACGCAGGCCAGCGGGGCUGGGACUAAGCCCACCAUCCUGGGCAUCAGCAGCGUGUCCCCGAGCACCACCAAGCCUGGCACGACCACCAUUAUCAAGACCAUCCCCAUGUCGGCCAUCAUCACACAGGCUGGCGCCACAGGUGUGACCAGCAGUCCUGGCAUCAAGUCCCCCAUCACCAUUAUCACCACCAAGGUGAUGACUUCGGGAACGGGAGCACCUGCCAAAAUCAUCACAGCUGUCCCUAAAAUCGCCACUGGCCACGGGCAGCAAGGAGUGACUCAGGUGGUGCUAAAGGGGGCCCCUGGACAGCCGGGCACCAUCCUCCGUACCGUGCCCAUGGGGGGUGUCCGCCUGGUCACUCCUGUCACAGUCUCUGCCGUCAAGCCAGCUGUCACCACCUUGGUUGUGAAGGGCACCACAGGUGUCACAACCCUCGGCACAGUGACAGGCACCGUUUCCACCAGCCUUGCCGGAGCUGGGGGCCACAGUACCAGCGCCUCCCUGGCCACACCCAUCACCACCUUGGGCACCAUCGCCACCCUCUCUAGCCAAGUGAUCAACCCCACUGCCAUCACCGUGUCAGCCGCACAGACCACACUGACGGCGGCCGGCGGGCUCACCACCCCCACCAUUACCAUGCAGCCUGUCUCCCAGCCUACCCAGGUGACUCUCAUCACGGCACCCAGUGGCGUCGAGGCCCAGCCCGUGCAUGACCUCCCCGUGUCCAUUCUGGCCUCGCCUACUACAGAACAGCCCACGGCCACGGUCACCAUUGCUGACUCGGGCCAGGGGGAGGUGCAACCGGGCACCGUGACGUUGGUGUGCUCCAACCCCCCCUGCGAGACGCACGAGACGGGCACCACCAACACGGCCACCACCACCGUUGUGGCCAACCUCGGGGGGCAGCCCCAGGCCGCCCAAGUGCAGUUCGUCUGUGACAAGCAGGAGGCGGCUGCUUCUCUCGUGACCUCGACAGUAGGGCAGCAGAACGGCAGCGUGGUUCGCGUCUGCUCCAACCCACCCUGCGAGACACACGAGACGGGCACCACCAACACGGCCACCACCGCCACGUCCAACAUGGCCGGGCAGCGCCCCUGCUCCAACCCGCCCCGCGAGACCCACGAGACCGGCACCACCAGCACGGCCACCACUGCCGUGGCCGGCCAGCAGCGAGAUGCCCGGCGCGCCUGCGUGGCUGGCCCCGCGCCUGCCGUGGUGCGGGUCAGCGUGGCUGCCGGGGCGUUGGAGGGGGCCCAGGGUCCCGGGAAGCCCUUGUGCCAAACUCGCCAGACCAGCGUGACCAGCACCACCAUGACUGUGAUGGCCACCGGGGCGGCCCCGUGCGCGGCUGGCCCCCUCCUCGGGCCGGGCCUGGCGGUGGGGGCCGGCAGCCGCGGUGGCACUACUUUCGUGCAGCUGGCUCCCGUGAGCGGCCAGCUCAGACCCGGUGUCCUCGGAGGCAAGGAUGGCCCCGUGGCCCAUCACACCCACACAACCAACACCCCCACCACGGUCCGCUCCGCCAUGGGUGCCGGGGAUCCCGGCGAGGCACGGGGGACCCCCACGCCCACGUACGAGAGCUCGCCUGGCACCACCGUGACUGUGACGGCCCUGGAGGCGCUGCUGUGCCCCUCGGCCUCCGUGAGCCAAGUCUGCUCCAACCCGCCCUGCGAGACCCACGAGACGGGCACCACCAACACCGCCACUACCUCGAACGCGGGCAGCGCCCAGCGGGUGUGCUCCAACCCACCCUGCGAGACCCACGAGACGGGCACCACGCACACACCCACCACAGCCACCUCCAGUGGGGGUGCGGGCCAGCCUGAGGGAGGGCAGCAGCCCCCUGCCGGCCGCCCCUGUGAGACACACCAGACCACUUCCACUGGUACCACCAUGUCAGUCAGUGUGGGCGCCCUGCUCCCCGAUACCGUUCCCUCCCACAGGACCCUAGAGUCCGGCCUGGAGGUGGCAGCACCGGCCACCGUCACCCCCCAGGCCGGUGCUUCGUUGCUGGCUCCUUUCCCGACACAGAGGGUCUGUUCCAACCCCCCCUGUGAGACGCACGAGACCGGGACCACGCACACGGCCACCACCGUCACCUCCAACAUGAGCUCGAACCAAGAUCCCCCACCAGCUGCCAGUGACCAAGGAGAGGUGGAGAGCACCCAGGGUGACAGCGUGAACAUCACCAGCUCCAGUGCCGUUACAACAACCGUGUCCUCUACGCUGACGCGGGCUGUGACCACUGUGACACAGUCCACGCCGGUCCCAGGCCCCUCGGUGCCGCCCCCAGAGGAACUCCAGGCCUCGCCAGGGCCUCGCCAGCAGCUGCCGCCACGGCAACUCCUGCAGCCCGCCUCCACACCCCUGAUGGGGGAGUCCGCCGAGGUCCUGUCAGCCUCCCAGACCCCUGAGCUCCAAGCCGCCGUGGAUCUGAGCAGUACAGGGGACCCGUCUUCGGGCCAGGAGCCUGCCAGCUCAGCCGUGGUGGCCACUGUGGUGGUCCAGCCGCCCCCGCCCACACAGUCUGAAGUAGACCAGUUGUCCCUUCCCCAGGAGCUGAUGGCUGAGGCCCAGGCGGGCACCACCACCCUCAUGGUGACGGGGCUCACCCCUGAGGAGCUGGCGGUAACUGCUGCUGCCGAAGCGGCCGCUCAGGCCGCAGCCACGGAGGAGGCCCAAGCCCUGGCCAUCCAGGCGGUGCUCCAGGCUGCACAGCAGGCCGUCAUGGGCACCGGGGAGCCCAUGGACACAGCCGAGGCAGCGGCGGCUGUGACGCAGGCGGAGCUAGGCCACCUGUCGGCCGAGGGCCAGGAGGGCCAGGCCACCACCAUCCCCAUCGUGCUGACGCAGCAGGAGCUGGCGGCCCUGGUCCAGCAGCAGCAGCAGCUGCAGGAGGCACAGGCCCAGCAGCAGCACCACCACCUCCCCACCGAGGCCUUGGCCCCUGCCGACAGCCUCAACGACCCGACCAUCGAGAGCAACUGUCUCAGUGAGCUGGCCGCGGCCGUCCCCAGCACCGUGGCCCUGCUGCCCUCCACGGCCACCGAGAGCUUGGCUCCGUCCAACACGUUUGUGGCCCCCCAGCCGGUGGUGGUAGCCAGCCCCGCAAAGCUGCAGGCUGCGGCUACCCUGACUGAAGUGGCCAAUGGCAUCGAGUCCCUGGGUGUGAAGCCAGACCUACCGCCCCCGCCCAGCAAAGCGCCUGUGAAGAAGGAGAACCAGUGGUUUGAUGUGGGGGUCAUUAAGGGUACCAAUGUAAUGGUGACACAUUAUUUCCUGCCACCAGAUGAUGCUGUUCCUUCUGACGAUGACUCGGGCACCGUCCCCGACUACAACCAGCUGAAGAAGCAGGAGCUGCAGCCGGGCACAGCCUAUAAGUUCCGAGUUGCUGGGAUCAACGCCUGCGGCCGGGGGCCCUUCAGCGAGAUCUCAGCCUUUAAGACCUGUCUGCCUGGUUUCCCAGGGGCCCCCUGUGCCAUUAAGAUCAGCAAAAGUCCAGAUGGUGCUCACCUCACCUGGGAGCCACCGUCUGUGACCUCCGGCAAAAUCAUCGAAUACUCGGUGUACCUGGCCAUCCAGAGCUCGCAGGCCGGUGGCGAGCCCAAGAGUUCCACCCCGGCCCAGCUGGCCUUCAUGCGGGUGUACUGUGGGCCCAGCCCCUCCUGCCUGGUGCAAUCCUCCAGCCUCUCCAACGCCCACAUCGACUACACCACCAAGCCCGCCAUCAUUUUCCGCAUCGCCGCCCGCAAUGAGAAGGGCUAUGGCCCGGCCACCCAAGUGAGGUGGUUGCAAGAAACCAGUAAAGACAGCUCUGGCGCCAAGCCAGCCAGCAAGCGGCCCAUGUCCUCUCCGGAAAUGAAAUCCGCUCCAAAGAAAUCUAAGGCAGAUGGUCAGUGAGAGGCAGCUCCCCUGCACCUGGAUUCUUCGCCAGACACCCCCCACCCCCACCCCCCCCCGCUUCAGGAACGCCACCUGCCAGGGCCCACCCAUCCUACCCACCCGGCGCUCACACUUCACCCUCAGGAGCCACUGGCCGCCGCCACUCAUUCUCUCUCCCUCUCUGUUUUUGAAAUAAUCUCAAGAAAGCACAUUUUACC